Molecule: messenger RNA, 5130 nt
Organism: Labrus mixtus (cuckoo wrasse)
Lineage: Eukaryota; Metazoa; Chordata; Actinopteri; Labriformes; Labridae
Gene: pan3
Product: poly(A) specific ribonuclease subunit PAN3
Exons: 18
Coding region: 383-2767 (794 amino acids)
Biological process (GO): nuclear-transcribed mRNA poly(A) tail shortening; mRNA processing
Cellular component (GO): PAN complex; P-body
Molecular function (GO): poly(A) binding; metal ion binding
Source: RefSeq, a predicted model, not a curated record
UUCAAUUUGCAGCUUGCAUGUGCAGCAGGUAAGCGCUGCAAACGCUGGUACCCACAAUGCAAAGCUAUGCUAUCUGGUCCCUAGCAGAGCAGCCGGACUGCAAGCAAAAACAACAACAGGCUACUUUACGAAGAGGGCAGCUGCAUGGAUAGCGACAACAACGACGACCAGGACUCCGCGCAUGCACUGAGAUUUUUGUAAACCAAAUGCAUCAUAGCCUUAUAAUGUGAGUGCCGUAGCAUAUUUAGUGUUUAUUACCAGCUAAAGUGAUAUUUUAGGGGGGAAAAGGCGUCUGCAGGCUAGCUGGCUAGCUCGCCAGCUAUCUGCGUCUCUCUAUGUUUGAGUAUCUUCCGGCAGCAGCGGCGGCGGCAGCAGCGGUGCCAUGAACAGUGGACUCCCAGCUUCAGCUGCUCCGCUUGGGGGUGUCGGGAUACCCAAUGUCAAGGUGAAGUUUUGCCGAUACUACGCGAAAGAUAAAACCUGCUUUUAUGGAGAAGAGUGUCAGUUUCUGCACGAAGAUCCGUCCAUGGCUGGCUUACCACUGCACGGAGGCGGCGGCAGCCCUGUCCCGUUGUCCAUGGCUGGGGGUGGCGGGACGCCAGGGGGGUAUUCCCUGGGUGGCUCCACAGCGGCCUGUCCAGGCGGGGGGACCCCUGUGCCCAAGAAGAACGAACCACUGGGGCCUGCAGGCACUUCUCUGGAGGGGCAGCUGUUAACAAUUCCAGGAAUUGAAGGCACAACCCUGAGCGAUGCCAAUCUCACCAACUCUUACUUCAGCAGCAGCUUUAUCGGGGUCAAUGGCUUUGGAAGCCCAGCAGAGUCUAAAUACUCAAUGAUGCAGCGAAUGACGACCAGCAGCAGCUCUCCCAGUCUACUAAAUGAUGGUGCCAAGAAUUUCAGCCACAGCGCUCAUGAUUCAGUGAAUUCCCCGACAUCCUCACUGUUCAGUGAUUUUGGUGCUCUUAGCAUUUCCCAAAGGAGAAAGGCUCCUAACCCAGCAGCAAGUGAGUUCAUCCCUAAGGGAGCUCCACGCAUGGCCACCAUGGCUCAGUCCACUGUCCAGGCCUUCCCCUCGCCUAUCUUCCCACAUCCGGGCCUCAGCAGCUCCACAGCUGCUGCACUGGCUCCAGGUGAUGGUAUGUCCCUGUCUGCAGGUUCUUCCCCUCUCCACUCCCCAAAAAUUACGCCACAUAGCUCACCUGCUCCCCGUCGGCGGAGCCACACCCCAAACCCUGCCAACUACAUGGUACCCACCACUGCGUCCGACCCAAAUACUCAUAUAAUCCAGAAAGAGACUGUAGGGGGGACCACCUACUUCUACACAGACAACACGCCGGCACCCAUGGCUGGGAUGGUGUUUCCUACAUACCAUAUCUAUCCCCCCACUGCUCCCCAUGUGGCUUACAUGCAGCCGAAAGCAAACGCCCCAUCCUUCUUCAUGGCUGAUGAGCUACGACAGGAAUUGAUAAACAGACAUCUGAUAACCAUGGCCCAGAUUGACCACUCAGAGAACCCAGAUGUACCAUCCGAGGUGGACAGUUACCACAGCCUGUUUCCCCUCGAGGCCCUCCCCCCUCCAAACCGCAUGCAGAAGACCAGCAACUUCAGCUACAUCACCUCCUGCUACAAGGCGGUCAACAGCAAGGAUGAUCUGCCUUACUGCCUGAGGAGGAUACACGGUUUCCGCCUCGUUAACACCAAGUGCAUGAUGCUGGUGGACAUGUGGAAGAAGAUUCAGCACUCGAACUCUGUAACACUGAGGGAGGUCUUCACCACAAAGGCCUUUGGAGACCACUCAUUGGUCUUCUCCUAUGACUUCCAUGCGGGUGCCGAAACCAUGUUCAGCAGACACUUCAAUGAUCCAGCAGCAGACUCGUACUUCACCAAGAGGAAGUGGGGACAACAUGAACCUCCACCUCCACGGCAGCACGCAGGUCUGCUUCCAGAGUCUCUGAUUUGGGCCUACAUCGUCCAGCUGAGCUCUGCCCUGCGAACCAUCCACACUGCCGGCCUGGCAUGCCGCGUCAUGGACCCCAGCAAGAUUCUUAUUACUGGCAAGACCAGGCUACGGGUGAACUGUGUUGGGGUGUUUGAUGUCUUAACGUUUGACAGCAGUCAGACAAAUCAUCUCGCCCUGAUGCCUCAGUACCAGCAAGCGGACCUAGUGUCACUGGGCAAGGUUGUGCUGGCACUGGCUUGUAACUCCCUGGCUGGCAUUCAAAGGGAGAACCUGCAGAAGGCCAUGGAGCUGGUGUCCAUCAACUACUCUUCAGACCUCAAAAACCUCAUUCUGUAUCUGCUGACUGAACAGUCUCGUCUGCGCAGCGUCAAUGACAUCAUGCCAAUGAUCGGAGCUCGAUUCUACACACAACUUGAUGCAUCGCAGAUGAGGAAUGAUGUCAUCGAGGAGGACCUGGCCAAGGAGGUGCAAAACGGCCGUCUCUUCCGCCUGUUGGCCAAACUGGGCACCAUCAACGAGCGGCCCGAGUUUCAAAAGGACCCGUCGUGGUCAGAGACUGGCGACCGCUACCUGUUGAAGCUUUUCCGGGAUCACCUGUUUCACCAGGUGACAGAAGCCGGGACGCCCUGGAUCGACCUGAGCCACAUUGUCUCCUGCCUCAACAAACUGGAUGCGGGCGUUCCUGAGAAGAUCAGCCUGGUGGCUCGAGAUGAGAAAAGCGUCCUGGUUGUGACCUACUCGGACCUGAAGCGCUGCUUCGACAGUACCUUCCAGGAGCUGCAGGCUUCUGCCUCCGGUUCUCUGUAGCUUUCUCUUUGGGCCCGGAGUGGGACUGCCGGACCUGGAGCACACUAUUGCACUACAGGGGAGGACCAGGCUCAUGGAGAUGACAUCAGCAUGGCUAAGGCAGCCGGGCGGGGCUUUGUGAACCUCAGUCACAUACACUGACCCUGUCCACCAGGAAGGCUUUUUCUAAAGUGUAUUUUUUUUAGUUUUCCUAAGCCCCGCAGCUGAAAAUUGUAAACAAAAAGAAACAAGGACAAAUACGGAAGCUGUGACAAACGAGUAUGAGGACAUUUUUUUAGAUUUGGGGAACAAAACGAGAAACAAACCAAGAGGUUUUGAACAUUUUCCUGCUUUUAUCGUUUAUUUCUACAGUUGGGGUUUAUUUUUCAGAGGAGGAUGCACUAAGAUUUUAAUUUUUUUUUUUAUAUAUAAAUAAGUGUGAGUGGCCCACAGGGUGUACUGAGAGCUAAAGUCACACACACGGACAUAAAAAACAGAGCAGAUUAAGAAUGACAAACAAAAAAAACAAAAAGAAACCCAGCUUUGCAUUGACUGCGUCUCUCUUCCGUCUGGAGACCACACCCCUUCAUUGUGACGCACUGAGAGACGGGACACACCACUCAAGGCUCUCGUUGAGGAGAGAUGGCACCUGUUUAAUGAAAUGUGCCAGCUCACCUUCGCCUUGGUUGUUGGUUCCCCUUCAGAAAGGACAAACCACUUUGGCUGGGUGGGAAGAUUUCUCAAAACUGGAAGAAUCUAUGAAUUUCUAACAUUUUAGUUCAGCAGAUUCUGGAACAUCAGGCUCAUAUGUGAGAGUGAUGGGUGGGUAAGUGGGUGGGCUGGCAUGGGUUGGGAUAUGGGGAUGAAACAUGGUUUUUUUCUUGGCACUGAGAAAGGGGUGUCUUGUCCUGAUACCAUCUACCAAGUGUUUGUUACAUAAGCAGCAGUCGCCUUUUGUUAACGGACACCACAGUGACGUGAACUGCUCGAGGACAGGUCGACUUUUGACUUGACUUUUGAUUUGGCUGUCCAGCAAAUGGGUGUAGCCUGCGGGUGGGGCUUCUGUUGAGGUGGAGCCACAGCUGCCUCUUUGUGGAAUGUCCUUAUUUUGUCCCCCACCCGUGCCCCCCUACCCCCAAAUGUCCCCUUUCUGUCUCACACUCUUACUCUCCCCUCUUCUUCUCUGCUUUUAUCCUAAACUUUACUUCCCCUCAGGGGGCGUGGCCCCUCUACAUUUAAGAAAAAGAGAUGCUUUUUUGUGAUUUUUCUAGCUGGUUUUUGUCUUAGCUCAGAUAUUGUGCAGAAAUGCAUGAUGGGAAAUUGGAGGGCAGUUAAUUUUUGCCUCAACAUUUUAUUAUUCUGUGGACCAAUUCCAGCAGGGGUUUAGGUAGGGGAACGGGAUGAAGGGCAAAGGAGAGAAGAGGAACAGGGCACUGGGCACCAAAAGUUGUUUUUUGUUGUUGUUUAAUUUGACUUUUAAAGAUCAUGAUUUACAAAAUGUGCUGGAGACAAUGCAGCAGCCAGGCUGAUGCAUUCACUCGGAUGGCUUGGAUUUCUCUCAGGAUGACAAACAGCUGGAGGGGCCGGAUGAUUGAAUGUGUUUGACUGUCAUCGGCCGCCCCCAGUCCAGUCAGAUAGAUGAGCUACAGUGGAGUGGGGUCUUCAGAUCGAGGUUUUAGGAAGUAAACGGCAUUGUGGAGAUUAUGCUGGGAGGUAUUUCAUGUUGCCCUUAAGCACAGUUCAUACUCUGAUGAUGAUUUGAAUAUUUUCUCAAAAUCAGUCUUCUAAUUGACUGAAUGACUUUGGUGCAAACCUGGUUCACCUAGAUAACGAGAUCAAACAAGCUCUGUCAAACCACUGUUCUUGAAUAAUCUACUGGUGCCUUGUUAUUGGUAGAUUUUGACAAAAAUGUCAAACAUCAGAAGAAAACAGGGUAACGUCACGUUAGCUAAGAGAAGAGUCAAAGUGAAGGUUAGACUAAACAAGAACAGUGUCCUGGCUUUUCAUGGUCCGUAUUUGAGGGCAACAAAUGUGCAGGGUGAGUUAGAUCAUGUACUACUUCCUCUGUUUUAGUGACACAAACAGACAAAAACAUAUUUGGUGAAUGUGGUGCUUUAGAAAAGGAAAUCCGCAAAACACACACACAUACACACACAAGCCCUCCAACACGACCUACACAAUGUCAGUGUUCAUAUCACCUUCCACAUCACAACACACACUCCAGUUAAAAUUAGUGUCAACCUUCUUCUCCCCCCCCCCCCCCCACAUCAACACAACUACAAUCACCAUCUUAGUAUGUUUUAUGCCCCUCUUGUGUUCAUUCGUCUCAAAUUUUGCAAUAUUUGUGUGUACAGCAGUAUUUUAAUAAAGAAUACCAAAACAGA